AUGGUUUUUCAAACACCUUGUUUAUUUCAAAAAAUAUUACAUGUUAAGCCUUUUGCAGGUACUGAUAGAUUUUGGAGAAAGCGAAAAAUAUUAAAGUUUGCUGCGCAUUUUGUCGGCAGACACCAAAAUUGUUAUUCCAUUGCUAUUAGACGAGUUAUCAGAGCUUUAACCAAUUCCUGCAAAUCUAGGAAUGUUAAAAAUGAAGUUCGAAAAGAGUUAAUUCAAACCAGAUUAAAUGCAGCUUGUGAAGAGCAUGGAUUGCCAUAUCCUUAUUUAAAAGAAAGUUUAAUUCGUUCCAACAUACUUCUAAAUAAAAAAAUUUUAGUUGAUUUAGCAAUUUGGGAACCGAGAACUUUUAAAUCAAUUACUUAUUUUGCUUGGAACAAAGCUAAAGCAGAGGGACUUGAAGGAAUUAAUGAAUUAGAAGAACCACCAUCUGGAGUUAAAUCAUAUUGGCCCGUGCAAACUACUCAUUUCGCUAGAAAAGUUUUAGGAUUUUCCUCCAUUUUUUUAUCGUUAGCAAAAUGUGAAGAAGAAAUUAAUUCGUCUCAGUCAAAAGUAAAUAACUUAUCUCAUGAGCACUGUAUCAAACAAGCAUGUCUUUUGUCAGUAAAUUCAGCUUCUACAUUAUUGACCACCACGGCCUCAGCUUUAAUAGAUAUUUGUAAUUCCUAUAAGGAAUCUUUAAACCAAAUGCUUUCCCUCUUGGAAGAAGUACAAGCAUUCGAUGGUAUUUUAAAAACAUUCAAAAGAAAUCAAAAUACUUAUCAUAAUUUUUGGAAUAAUCGUAAAAUAAAUUUGAACUUAUCAUUUGUUGCAGGAGACAAUCCUUUACUUUGGGAUGCUAUUGUAGAAACUAGAGCUAAAGUAAACAAAGCCAAAGCUGCAGUUAACGAACUUAAUUCAUAUAUGAGCUCUGUGGAAAAAGUUGUGACUUCUACCACUGAAGCAGCUUUUCUAGCUGGUGCAGAAUACAUGUGUACAGCUUUAUGCGAAAGACUUGAAUCUGCUCAAAGAGAAAUUAAAAUUCAAAUUGGACAUAUUAAAAAACUCGAAGAUGAUUAUUUAAGAAUGCAACAAGAAAUUGUUAGUAAUAAACAAAAUAAUAAAAAUAAAGAAGAUAAAAAAAUUGUUGAUGUAUCGAAAAAUGGAAAUUUUCUUAAUUACCUCUCAGAAUAA
This is a messenger RNA of Pediculus humanus corporis (human body louse), 1179 nucleotides long. RefSeq names its product 50S ribosomal protein L20, putative. The coding region runs from base 1 to 1179 and encodes 392 amino acids. Gene Ontology annotation, molecular function: rRNA binding; structural constituent of ribosome. Gene Ontology annotation, cellular component: ribosome; mitochondrion. The transcript is spliced from 5 exons. Lineage: Eukaryota; Metazoa; Arthropoda; Insecta; Psocodea; Pediculidae. Gene Ontology annotation, biological process: apoptotic process; translation; ribosomal large subunit assembly. The record is from RefSeq and is a predicted model, not a curated record.